AUGCUACGCCUCGCACUCGCGCUCUCCGGCCUUGCAGCUGCAGUCCUCUGCCAAGGAUCGCCGCUGGGAUCAUCUUCGGCAUCAGGGGGAUCAGCAGGGAACAUUGUCGACGUCGGAUACGCGAGCUAUAUCGGGAACCAGUCCUUCCCAAACACCGUUGCUUACCUCGGCAUUCCGUACGCGGAGCCGCCAGUGGGCGACCUGCGCUUCCGCGCGCCUGUCGCACUCAACACGAGCAGGAUCGCGGAGCAGGCGGGUGGGCAGCCGGUCAACGCGACGUACUAUCCGGACUUUUGUGUUCAGGGAACUACGGGACAGGGCGAUCACGGAGGUGCAGGUAGUGAGGAUUGCUUGAAGGUCAACAUCUACGCACCCACAGGUGCGAAAGAGGGAGACAACCUCCCCGUCCUAUUCUACAUCCACGGCGGUGGUUACAUCUACGGCAACCCUGCCAACUGGCCAUUCGACCCCUGGAUCCACCAGUCGCCCGACGUCGUCAUCGUCUCCAUCUACUACCGCCUCUCGUCCUUCGGAUUCUUUGCCGCGCCCGCUUUCGUGUCCGACCCGUCACUCGGCGACUUCAAUGCGGGCUUCCUCGACCAGGUACAGGGUCUCCGCUGGGCAUCGCAGUAUAUCAGCAAGUUCGGCGGCGACCCGAACCGCAUCACGAUUAACGGGCAGAGUGCAGGCGCGAGCUCUGUCGAGCUGCACAUGACCGCGAAUGUGGGACGGGAGCUGGUUGUUGGGGCGAUUGCGCAGAGCGUGUACAGGACACCCUUGCCGUUGCCAGACCAGAUGGGGCCGCUGUUUGACUUUUACUCGUCAUACGCGGGCUGCGGGGAAGGCACUGCAGCGACGAAGAUAGCAUGCCUGCGCAAUGCCAGCAUUAGCGCUCUUGCUAUGGCUCAGGAUGCCGCUGUCAUGGGUUCCUUCAAUGCCAGCCUAUACAAUUUUUUCCGCCCCGUCCUUGACGGAAAGGUCUUCAGUGGCGACCCCACCGCGCAGUUUCAGUCCGGCAACUUUGCACAUGUCCCGUUGAUCGUUGGGUCGACAUCGAACGAAACUUUGGCAGGCGGAACAAACAUUUCGGUCGCUCUCAAGAAUUACUUCCCCGAACUCACACCUGAAGACCUCGCCGGAUUCCGCGAAGCGAUGGGAGGACCUGCAUCACUCUACUCAAACGCGUGGACAUACAGGUACAACCAGCCCAACCCGACGAGCGGCUCGAACGCAACCGCACACGCCGCUGAGAACUGGAUGAUGUUCCAAGGCAUCAAUACCGGGUAUAACGGCACAGGCACCUUCACCCCUCAAACACCCGUCGAGCUCACGUUCGCGUCCGAACUCAUCGCGUACUGGCUCUCCUUCGUGCGCGCUGGCAACCCGAACACCUACAAGCUCGCUAUGUCCCCCGAGUGGACCGCGUACGCGCCUGCGAAGGGCGACUCUGAUGCGCUGCGUAUUGUGCUGCAGCAAGAUCCGCAGAACGUCACGACGGAGUCGGGGAGCUACAUUGAAGAGCAGCCUACGGCAGAGGGUAUGCGGUGCAACUUUGCCAUCAGUAAGGUUCAGCACACGCAGGACUGA
Messenger RNA from Coniophora puteana RWD-64-598 SS2, 1587 nucleotides. RefSeq names its product alpha beta-hydrolase. Bases 1 to 1587 code for a protein of 528 amino acids. The record is from RefSeq and is a predicted model, not a curated record. NCBI's taxonomy places the organism in Eukaryota, Fungi, Basidiomycota, Agaricomycetes, Boletales, Coniophoraceae. The transcript is spliced from 8 exons.